Molecule: messenger RNA, 7865 nt
Organism: Eleginops maclovinus (Patagonian blennie)
Lineage: Eukaryota; Metazoa; Chordata; Actinopteri; Perciformes; Eleginopidae
Gene: nectin1b
Product: nectin cell adhesion molecule 1b
Exons: 6
Coding region: 761-2260 (499 amino acids)
Biological process (GO): protein localization to cell junction; homophilic cell-cell adhesion; heterophilic cell-cell adhesion
Cellular component (GO): adherens junction
Source: RefSeq, a predicted model, not a curated record
CAUCAGCGGGGCGGUGCGCAUAGCGGGAUAAAGCCACACUGUAUUUCGUCCACCAAAAAAAAAAAAAAAACGAUUGAGGAAAGGGGGGUACAUACCACCAUUUUCCAGAGUUACAAUAAGUUCACCGGCCUGGUGUGUCUGAUCCCUCCGGCUCUCCGUGUCUGCAGACAACCGGGAACUUAAGGAACUAAAACAGGGACGGUGCCAGCAGAAUAUAGGUGCUCUGUCAAUAUCACACAGGGAAGAUCGAGGCGACAUUUCCCCAGAGGCACUCUUCCAAGUGUUGGAAACUUCCCAGCGAAGCAUCGAUCGAGGACCCCCCGCCCACUUUACCUCUGAUCCACAAUCCUGGAAGGAGGGAGAGAGUCCUGCAGCCGCUGCGGUGGAUGGAGCAACAAAGGGUAGAUGGUUAAACUGCUUUGAUAAGAACACUCUACACAAGACUCCGUCACCUUAUCGCAUACUCUGUCGCUGUAAUUGGAUCUCAUUUUUGGGAGAUCCGGCCAGGUUCCACUUAGUGCAAACUCUGCGCCAGCCAAACAAAAAAAGGAAAUCGCCGCAGAUGUGAAAUUGAUGCUUUGGUACGGAGAAGCGCAACACCGAUCUUACAGUUUUGCCAAAGUCUCCUACUGAUCAGUGAGGGACUAGUUCGAGCCGAAGUGGGAUUUGCAGAAGUUGCAUGCUUGGUCUUUGUCGUCUCGAGUGAGCCCCGUUCACCCACUCUCAGUUUAUCAGACCGGAUCCGGAUAGUUGAGGUGCCAUGGCGAUGUGUGUGGGGAUGUGGAUACUCCUGCUAGCCCUUCACGUCCAAGCUGGCGACGGGCAGAUGGUGCAGAUGGACUCCAGUAAGUCUGGCUUUGUGGGAUCACAAGUUGAACUGCGCUGCAUCUUCAUCAACAGUAACCCUCCCGUCAAGAUCUCUCAAGUCACCUGGCAGAAGCUACUCAACGGCACCAAACAGAACGUAGCCAUUGCCAACCCAGCCCUUGGUGUGUCUGUCCUUCCGCCCUUUAAGGAGCGUGUCACCUUCAAGCAGGCGGCAGUUCGCCACCGCACACCCUCGCUGGAAGACACCACCAUCGUGUUCUCCAGUCUGCAGCUUUCUGAUGAAGCUGCCUACAUCUGCGAGUACACUACGUUUCCCGCAGGAAACCGGGAAAACAUGGUCAAUCUCACUGUAUUUGCCCGUCCUACGACACGUAUGACCCUGACGACACCCACGAUCGUGGCCAGGUCCUCGAAACGCAAGAUGACUGUUGCCACUUGUGUAUCGGCCAAUGGGAAGCCCCCAAGUGUGAUCAAAUGGGACACCAGGUUGAAGGGCGAAGCCACUUUCCAGGAGACACGCAAUCAAAAUGGGACUGUGACGGUAAGGAGCAACUACGUGGUGGUGCCAAGCCGCGAGACCCACAAACAGAAGCUGACGUGUAUCGUGACGUACCGGAGUGAAAGGAUCACAGACAGCGUGGUGCUCAACGUGCAGUACGAACCCGAGGUGAAGAUCGAGGGCUUUGAUGGAAACUGGUACCUGAACCGUCAGAAUGUUCAGCUGACCUGCAAGGCCGAGGCUAACCCCCCUGUCACCAUCUACCAGUGGAAACUCUUGAAUGGCUCCCUGCCCAGUAAUGUGGAGGUCAAGAACAACAGCCUGUUCUUCAAGGGACCUGUGACCUACGACCUGGCCGGCACCUACGUCUGCGACGCGACCAAUGGCAUCGGGACUCGCACUGGCAUUGUGGACGUCAACAUCACAGAAUUCCCUAACAACCCGCCAACCAGGCUCCCUGAUACCACGCCAAGCCAGCACAAUGCAGGUGCCGCCAUCGGGGGCGCUGUGGGGGGAGUCGUCCUGUUGGGGGGGGCAGCCAUACUGCUCUUCGUAUUCCUGCGCCGCCGCCAGCGCACCUUCAAAGGAGACUACAGCACCAAGAAACACGUGUUCGGUAACGGGUACAGCAAGGCCGGCGGCUUGCCCGCACACCCUCCGAUCCCCAAGAACCUUCAGUACCCGGACGACUCAGACGACGAGAAGAAACCUGCCCAGAUCGGUGGACCCGCUGGGUUUGAGGCGAGUGUGCCCGAUUUUGACCCCGAGCAAGAGGACCUGAAGAGGCCCUAUUUCACUGUAGACGAAGGGGAGAGCCGAGAUUAUGAUGAGCGGACUCUGGCUUUCCAGUAUAACCCUGAACCUGAGAUAGCCGAUGAUAUGAUCUCUCAAACCGACGGCUCUGUCAUUUCUAAGAAAGAGUGGUAUGUUUAGUGGCAUGCAACAACCAAACCCUUUGGUCCCCUCACCUGCAUUCCACUGCACCUUUCACCUCCAUCACCACCCCACCCUCCCUUUUGUCAAGCUGCACACUUCACACUCCCCUGUCCUCUUUUGGUCAACCUAGUAUCCCCCUCCCCCUUGACUCCCCCCACAUCAGACCCCAUCCAAAAUAAUCUCAAUUAGAAAAUCGAGCGUCUAUUUAAAGUGCUAGCAACAUCAACUUCUCAACAUGACAGCAUUGGUAUCAGUUCCAUCAAGUGAAUGGGCAAAGAGUACAAACUAAGGUAUGUACUGUAAAGGGACUCGAGUACGAGUCCAGACAAGUGAUCGGUUGAUUAAUAAUGGUGUAAUAUUCUUUUUGUGUAAUUUUCCAUGUUAUAAGUGUAUUACAUGUAUAAAAAGAGCAGGUUGAGGUUUUGCUGAGCACACUUGUGAAAGUCCUACACUGGAUGUGCGGAUUUAUUUCUGUUUUUUUUAUUACCAUUGCCUUUUUUGUUAUUUUUAUAAUGUCUUUUUGUAUGAUUUUAAAUGAGCAGAGAUACGAGAGUUAAAUGUUCAACAUAAUUACAGGUGGAGUUCUAUGUGUUUGUAAUUGUGUGUCAAAUGUUUCAGAGAAAAGAAAAAAAACGCCAUACAGCACCUGUGUCAUUUCUCACUGGGGUUAGCGUCCAUGAAACUCAUUUUGUACAGCAUUUACAGCAGAUGUGUUAUGUGCUGUGUUCCAAAGACAUGACUAGUAUUUCUUGAUCCCCCCUGUGUGUAUAGGCUUGGCUUAACUUAACUGGGAGGGAGUCAGCCUACUGAGCCACGUGGCAGAUACAAAUUGAGAGUUUCCAAUAAUUUUCCCCUUCAAUUUAAAUAAUGCUAAAUAUGUUUCCACAUCAGUGAAUUAGAGAAACAGGAGACAGAAGGGCUGCAACAAAUUCUACUUUUCAUUGGUGCAUCAAAAUCACGUCCAAAUAAGGUUUGUUGAGUCUCUGUGUCAUAAAAAACCUUCAAUAAUGCUCUGAAAUAUCAUGAUUGUCACUUGACCAGGUUGACCUGUGCACACAAGCUCUCGAUCUUACCACUAUAAUGAAAUGUCUGUUUUUUUCUGUGUUGAGUUGUCAUAAUUAUGUUGUUCUAACCCUACUUUUAUCAAAUGGAUGUCAGAGAAAAGUGUCUGAGGAAUUUCCCAAAUAAUGACUCUGCCUCUCCUUAUAAUAUGUGGCUGUGUGCUGAAAGAGUUGGCUUAAGCCCUUACUCCAACAGCAUUUUCUAUGAGGAGACGUCCAUGGACACAAAGGACACGGAUAGGAGGAUAAUGUCAACAGAUGCUUAAAUUUGCAUCUACAGAGAGAACAUUUAACAUGUAAAGGGAAUUGAAAAAUGAAUGGUGGCCAUGCUGGAGUAUAAAAAGUCACCUGCUGCUUUCAUUGGGUUUAUUUUUCCAUCAGUUUUUUUUUUUUUCUUUCUCAAAUGAAACUCUGUAUGGGGGAUUUUAAAGGAACAAAUGGUUGUCCUUUUCUUAGUUAUCUGAAUCUGCCAAUAGGGCUGUGUUAUAAAGGAUGUGUCUAGCUUUUUUAAAUCACUGUUUAUAAGUGCCAGUGGACGACACCGGAUUGUCCAUUACACAAUCAGCAAAAUGCAUUUGCUUGGAACAAAAAAAAAGUUCAAUGUGAAAUAUCCGAUUAAACCGAAGCAAAGCAGUACAUCCGUGGAUGUAGGCGUCACAUCUGACUGGCUCUGAACAAUAUAAAUAUGUUAUUAAGCCUUAUUUUCUGCAUGUUUUUAUGUUGGAGUGGAUGUCGGUACGUUUGCAAUUUGGUUUCGGUAUCAAUUACAGUGUGUUUGUUCUCAUUUGCAGCUCGAAAGACGACACUUUGUCAGUGUUGUCGGUAACAACAAAGGUAUGGGCACACAGUACCCAGGAACAAUAUUGCAGUUUAACACACAAAAAAGUAUAUAAAGAUAUAUAUAUAUAUAAAUAAAGAUGAAAAAAUAACAUCUCCCUGGGAGCAGACUGCUGGAGAUGUGAAUGUUUUACAGUCCAUGCUUGUCUACUGUAUGUUUUUAGAUGAGCAUGUUAAUCAUGAGCCUCAAUUUAUAUUGUAUUUUCAACACAAGAUUAACAUUACAAAAGUGGGAGAUAAUAUUCUUAUCAAAAGCCUGUUGAUUUCAGUUAAGUUUCAUUUUCUACUGCCUUAUUUCUGUUUUUGUUCAGUGUAUCCACUAGAGAUUGAGAACAUACACGGGGCUGGCAGGUUUUAUCGAGAGAAGACUAAACAACAGUAGCGUCUGGGUUGCUACUUUAAAAGUGCAAAAGCAAAUCCCAAUUAUAUUGCCUUUAUUUUAUCGUUCACUUGAUAAAAGGUGAACGGCUUUGCUGAAGCUUCUUCUUUUUAAUUCUACAGACAUAUCACAGCAUAAUAGAGACUAAACGUUUUUAUCCUUUUGUGCAUUCAGUGCCUAUCAAAGACAGGAGACAGAUGCUGCUCCAGCGUUUUAAGUUAUUCAUGCAGUAGAAUAACAUAAAGAGUAAUAUUGAAAUCUGACACGGACUGCAUACCUCUUAAAAUCAGACAAAUGAUCGUUGUAUUGUAGUUAGUGUAGUGGGGAUGUUAUUCAACCCUGAGCUCCGAUGCGAUACUAACAUUGCGAUGUGUCUUGAUCUUUAAAUCAAUUCAUCUCUUAGAAGCGGCUUUCAUUACCAUUUGAGCGUUUAAUGAUUGCUUCACGGUGACACAGCACUUUUUCUCUCUUAUCAAUAAAGACCCUAAAGAGAUCAAACUUUUAGUCCCACAUGGCUGACUUUUCUAAGCACAACAAUUGAGACAUGAAGUCUAAUGAAAACGGAUUUAAACCCAAAUAAAAUACUUUGGCCCCAAGCAGAGAUCUGAUCGACUCUUUUCAAAGCACAACUCUAGGGUUUCAUUUCACCUUUUUUCUGCAUCCAUUAGAAAGCCACUGCCACACUUGCUUCUAAGAAAACGUUAGAGAAAGGAAAAACCCUUUGGAGUGGACAUUCUGUAUACUGGUAGAUGUUAACAUUGUCUUCAUGUUGUCGGGGUGUUAUGAGUUUCUAUUUUGUAAUAAAAUGACUGUAACUUCAUUCCAUCCUAAUCUACUUUUUGUAUUCAGUAUGUUUAACAUUCCACUGUAAAUAUUGUAUAUACGGUUGAGAUUAUAGUUGGGAUUUAUUUAGGGACAACUGCGUAGGGACCCUGUCAUGUAAAAUAUACCUAUUUUGACUGCAAACAUAGAGACCUGGUGAUGGAUAGAUGAAGUCGAUGGAUAGCUUAUUUCCAAAGUCGGACCCUAGAAACGCUCCUCCAGUACGUUUUUUUUAAAUGCCACUAGCAGCUUCACUGUCAUACAAAAGGAGUGACGCAUACAGUUUGUCGAUUUAAUGUUAUUGAAAGAAAAAUCAAAAGAGAGAAAGUGUCUGUAUGCAGCCAUGUGAAUGUAUAUUUCUGAGGGUGUUACAAAUAUGAAAAAAAAAAAAUCUAUUGUUCAAUUGUGAUGACCCAGUGAAGUAACUUGUAUUUGUUUUAAGCAUUAAAUGAGUUCAAUAGUCAAAAAGGUUCUGUCCCAGUUCCCUGAUUGGAUAGAUUGACCGAAUAUUGUUCACGUGUGUAACACAUUUAUUAUCCCUGUGUAUUGAUUUUGGUAAUUGCAGCUCUUGUACCCCUGUCGCCUCAUGCAGGUGCUUAUUUGGAUUUAUUUUUCAGCGAAAUCACCUUCUGUGAGCCUUAAGUGUAAAACAUAAAAAGGUUUGUUCUUCAAAUAAAUGUUCCUUCAGGUUUAACAAUUCUACACAUGGUGAGGCCAAUAUAUAAACCCAUAUGUUGCUCUGCUCCUAUCCAGCUAUUACACAGAGCCACAUGGCUGUAUUCCACUUUUCAUUGCUGUUCCAGUUUUAAAAAGCCACUUAGGAGGCUGCAGUACUAACGCUGGAUGCCUUGGGAUGCUCUCCGUUGUUUGCUCUAGUUUCAACGCCUGAGUGCGAGACAAAUCAAACCAUUUUAGAAAAGCCAAUACAAUCAGUUAUGGUUAGGAAAUGUCCUAAAUUCAGACACAAUUUCUUAAAGGUGAUGACUUUUUUUGUUGCCAAAACUGCUGUUGUUACAGAGAAAAGGUCCUUUUAAAAUUCUGAAAUGAUUGCAGUGUAGUAUCGUGGUAAUCAUUUUAUGUCAGGCUAAUACAUUCAUAUAAAAAUGGAUGCAUAUAAUCUAAAACAAAAUUAAUCCAGUGGUUAUACAGUAUCUUUUUGAGAGUUUUUCCCUUUAAUUGGAUAGUAAAAAAAUGCCAGGCAGAUGCUGAUAUUGAGUUCAGCGCUUAAUGAAGCUGCAAUGAUAUGAUGAGAGAGGCUCAGUGUAGAGUCAGACAGAUCUGUCUCAGACUGUGGGACUCAAGUGCAGACAUCUGCACCGUGCACAUUAAGAACAGCCCAGAGUUUGCAGCUGUUGCCAUCCAUUUGCUAAAAGAGCCCUUUGUAGCCCAAGGGGCUUUGAUGGCACAUAGGCUUUUAACAUGCAUGGCCAUCAGUUUCCCCCCCCUCCUGACAGAGCCGCAAGUGGAGUCUUACAUUUCCUCUAUCAAAGUACUCUUAAGAUGAAAUAUGGCUGGAUUUUUGUUUUAAAAUAUGUUUCUCAUGGGCCGUAAUUCAAAAGCGAGUUUGUAAGAGCACCUCAUAUGUGAUGCUACACCAUUCAGCACAGAAUACAAACUACAGCUGGGCUGUGUUAAAGGCAGUGGAGACAAGUGAAAAGUGAUACGGCCGUGCCCGCUGUGAUUUCGCAUGUAGCUCACAUGUUCAGAUUAUAAUUCUUAAACUUUAUGGUGCUCAUAAUUUCACUCAAACAUUGUAUUUCAAGCCAAAUUGUAGUCCUAACAAAGCAACCCCGUGAGUUGAUAAGUUUCUUCACACUUUUGGGUGAAAUACAAUAGCAUUCAACUUUCUUUUGGCAGUCAGUUUGAUUUUAUAGGCCACAAUAACUCACCAGCCUUGGGAAAGACAGAUUGGUAGCUUUUGUUGGAAGAAACUUAUGGCUCCUGUGAACCGUUGAGAUGUCGAUAAGCUAAGAAGUGGAGAAAAAUAUAUCAAUAUGAAAGACUUUAGAAAAGCCAAUACCACAAGUCAUUAAACUACAGUGAUUAAAUGGUUAAUUAAUAUUUUGCAUAUGCGUUAGCAAUUUCUUCGGGCUGGAUACAGGAGGGAAGUUUUACAUAUUGAUCAGUAAGCUCGCUUUAUGCUGCACUUUGUAGCCUUUAGGCCAGUUUGUAAACAUCUCUAAAUACUGAUAUAAGACAUGUGAUCUCUUCAAAUGACUGCUGUUUCAAUUCAAGAUUCAUACUCCUCUGUGUAAGCAACAUGAAAUGUUCUCUCAGUUGUUUUCACAAGAGACCCAACAACCCUAACAUGUGUCACAGCCUGCAGAAACAUGCAUAUGUUAUAUACAAGUACCCAUGAUGUGUUAAUGCAUAAUUAUUUCUAAUAGCCUUCUCUGGAUCAUCAUUCAUGCUUCUGCAAAUAUGUUUGGUUUUGCUCUUCCUCUCUGUUUUCAAUGUGUACAGUCACAUGAGGUUGUCCUUAAUAAAAAUGUAUUACUGUAAA